Molecule: messenger RNA, 5651 nt
Organism: Corythoichthys intestinalis (scribbled pipefish)
Lineage: Eukaryota; Metazoa; Chordata; Actinopteri; Syngnathiformes; Syngnathidae
Product: triadin-like
Exons: 25
Coding region: 155-3748 (1197 amino acids)
Cellular component (GO): membrane; sarcoplasmic reticulum
Molecular function (GO): signaling receptor binding
Source: RefSeq, a predicted model, not a curated record
GCCAGCCGGACCACUUCGCUUGUGUUUUGUGAGAAUGCAAAGUGAUUGAUUUUUCUUUUUUUGGGACACUUGGAUUAACAGUCGCACCGCAGGCUAGGAUCCAUCUUGUUUUCAUGGCAACGGAUGCUGCCGCCAACUCUUUGAAUGUACAGCAAUGACUGAAGCAGAAGUGCGGUCAUCCACUAGCACCACCACGAUGGUCAUCGAAGGCAAAAACGGCGAUGCCGGCUCACCGCCCGCCGCCGCCGCCCAACGGACGUUCACCGACGACAUUUACUCGACAUUCAGCUCACCGCUGGCAUGGAUACUCGUGCUGGCCCUCGUGAUCACGUGGUCAUGCGUUUUUGUGAUCAUGUUCGACUUGGCUGAUUAUAAAACAAUCUCAGGAGGCCUUGGCAAGAUCGGCUCAGACCCGGGCAAAGCGGUCAACGACAUGGUGGAUCGAAUCACCAACUCCGUACACACAGUCCUCAAAUUCAUCGCUAGCCUUGUUGCCCCUGACGACGACGAUGGAAAUCUUUACGCUGUGAGAAAAAAAGGGGAGUUUCUGCCAUCCCGAAGUAAAGUCAUCGGGAUGCAAGUAAAGAAGUCACAACCUGCGGUUGAAGUGGUCCAGGAGGAUGAAGAGGAGGAUGAGGGGUAUGAGGAGGACUAUGAGGGAGAGGAAGAGGAGGAGGAAGGGGAGUAUGAGGAGGAAGAAGAGGAGGGGGAGUACGAGGAGGAAGAAGAGGAAGGCGAAGAAGGGGAGGAAGAAGAGGAAGAGGGGGAGUAUGAAGAGGAGGAAGACGAUGGAGUUGGUAUAAAAGAAGAAGAGGAGGAAGCUGCUGAAGAAGAUAGGGAACUGGAAGAGGAGGAGGAGGAAGAUGAAGCAGCUGAAGUUGAGAUGGAGCUGGAGGAGGAGCAUGAAGAUGCAGUGGCAGAAGAAGUUGAUGCAGAUCUUGAGGAGGAGGAGGAGGAUGGGGAUGAAGAUGCAGUGGCAGAAAAAGUUGAUGCAGAUCUUGAGGAGGAAGAAGAUGCAGUGGCAGAAGAGGUUGAUGCAGAUCUUGAGGAGGAGGAGGAUGGGGAUGAAGCAGCUACAGAUGUAGUGAAAGAGUUGGGAGAUGAGGAUGAGAAGGUGGCUGCGGAGGAGGAGGAAGAAGAGGGUGACGAAGAAGAGGAGGAGGAAGAAGCUGAAGCCACUGCAGAGGAAAAAGAGGAGGAAGAGGUGGUCACUGAUGCUACUGAAGAUGAAGCCUCCGAACCUGAGACUGAUGAGGAUCAUGAAGAUGAGACGACGGAUGCUCAGGAUGAAGAUGAGGCCCCUGCCCUUGAGACGGAUGAAGAUGAGGGUGAAGAGGAGGAGGCGGCUGCUGCUGAGGAAGAUAAAGAUGAAGCUCCUGCACUUGAGACGGAUGAAGAUGACGGUGAAGAGGAGGAGGCAGCUGCUGCUGAGGAUGAUGAAGAUGAAGCCUUCAAACUUGAGAGUGAUGAAGAUGAUGAAAAAGAGGUCACAUUGGCUGCCGAGGAUGAAGAUGAGGUCGGCACACCUGAGAUGGACCGAGAUGAUGACACCAAAGAAGAAGAAAGAGAAAUUGAUGAAGAUGAGGAGAAAGACACAAUUGCCAUCUCUGACGAUGAGGAUGCCGAUGAAUACUUAAAAGAGGAUGAGGAAGAUGAGACAUUCCCUGACGUCUCUGAUCUUCAUCUUCCGCCUAGUGACGAAGAUGCCCUUCAUCUUGCUCCUGUUUCUGAUGAAGAUGAUACUGAAGAUCAGGAAGAGGAUGAGGAACUUCCUCUCAGAAUCGAUGAAGAUCUCAUUCCAUUCCCACCAUUUGAUCUCGAUGAUGAAGACGACGAGGAAGACCUUCUAGAUGUCCAUAAACUUGAUGAUGUCACUGAUGAAGAAGAUGACGAGGAUCACCUGGAGGACCUUUUUGUAGUGAGCCAAUCAGAGAGCCUUGAUGACCUCAAACCUGAUGAUGCCACUGAUGAUGAUGAUGAUGAUGUUGAAGAUCUCCUGGUUGAUUUUGGCCAAUCUGAUGAUGACCACAAACCUGAUGAUGUCACCGACGAAGAGGAAGAAACAACACUUCCUCCUUUGGAUGAAGAUGACGAGGACGAUGAAGACUCACUCCCGCUAACCUUGGAUGACGAAGAAGCACCUUCUCUUGACCUAGAAGAUGACAUCACACCAGAGGUUGAAGGAGAGCUACCAGCUGUCACUCAACAUGCGCCUCUAGAUGUGGACGAGCCAGGCCCACUUGAAGGCGAAGAAGAAAAAGCAGAAAAGGAGGAGAAAGAUGAAGAGGACGACGAAGAAGAAGAUGAGGUGACAAAACCUGAACCCGAAGCACCUUCAGCGUGUCCUUGCACAAGUACACCCAAGGCUAGAGUGUCUGCCAUUAGAAGCUCCAAAAAGAAAGAAUCGAAAGCGGUGAAGACUACAGAAAAACCUAAAAGAUCAGUUCUUCCCCGAGUCGCCAGUCUGGAGCCAAAACCGAGACGCAUCAGGAGAAUCCCGACUCUUCUGAAAACCAAAAAAGAAGAAAAAAGCAAAAAGACCAAAACAGAACAACCGGCUGAAAAGGAGACUCCCAAACCAGAACAAGUCCCAGAACCAGUGCAAGAUGUGGGUCCUUGCAGACCAGCACCGGUCUACUGUCCGUCCCCUCCCGGCUGGUACGUUCAUCAGAUCGUGACGGACACCCCGUACCCUCCUCCGUCCGCCUCGGGUUCCGCUGCUCCGGUUCUGACUGCUCAUCCGAUCCACCCGCCGCCGCUUUACCAAGCGCACCCGAUGAUGGCGCCGCUGUACCCUCACUACCCGCAUUAUGCUCCGCCCAUGCAGCACAUUGGGCCGCCACCACCGGAGCCAGUCGAACCAAUGCAACCAUUUGAAAAAGCACAGCCGGUUCAACCAGUUGAACCGGUUCAACCUGUCCAACCAGCACCCCAAGCAGAACCGGUCCAGGUGGUGGAGCCCGUCCAAUCAGAAGCUGUAGAACAAGCUCCUCCCAUUCAGCCUGAGGUCCAGAAAGAAGAAGAAAUGGAACCAGAAGUCAAAGCAAAAGCUGAAUCAGAGAGUGUCAAAGAAGAUGAGACGAAGUCAUCAGUAAAGAAAGAAGACAUGAAGAAAAAAACAACAAAGACAGUUGAGGAGCGGAAAGUUGAUGUACUUACAAAACGCAAAAUGAAAGCUACAGCUACAAAGACAGCUGUAAAAUCACGAAGCAAAAGUGCAGCUGCUCCCCCGAAAAGAGAACCAGCAGUCGCAAGACGGACAAGAAGCUCAACUACUUCAUCAAAGACAGAUGCCCUCAAGAGUAAAAGUAGGACAUCCUCUAAGGCGAAAAGAGAUCAAGUAGCGGCAAGUUCCAAAUCGACAGAAGCGCAUUUGCAGCCCACCAAGCUGCGAAGCGGAUUGUCGGACAUUUUGAAGAAGACAAAUGUGACGGACAAACUUGACCGAUCUUCGGUUAAGACCAGAGCAACGUUGCUAACAAGCAAGAAAGGCAAAGCCAAUCAAGCGGAAGAACAAGAAAGGUCCUUAAAGGACACUAAAGACGAAAAGGACAAAGAACCGCCACAAACCGAAACGACAGAAGAUGAAAGUACAGAGAAGAAGAAAUCAGGUCAAAGAUACUUCCAGUGUGUUUACGUACCCGGCAAAAAUGCGCAGUAUCCCCUACGACCGUUCAGCCCGGCCGUUCCGCCCGCUCUUAAGUCGCUAUUGGAGCAGCAGAGGGCAGCCAGGACCACGGGGCAGUAGGGCGGCCUCCACGGUGCCCCAACUGAACGUCGUACUACAAGGGACUCGUUUCCAUUCACAGCAUCAAGGACUGAAGUAUUUUUAUUUAUUCCAUAUUUUUUAGUCAAAACAGUCAAUAUAAUUAGCGAAACGACAAAAUUAGUAAUUUACUACAUGUGAUUGCAUCACUUGUUGCUAGGAGGAUUUAAAAAAAAAUGGGUACGAAAUACAAAAAAAAACCGAACAGUAAAACUGUAGCACCAUCUGCUGGAUCUGAUGGGGCACUACAUCAUUUGCCCCUAAUACUAAAAGUUAUAUUUUAAUUAUUAGAGCGUCAAACUCGAGGAGGCUCAUUUUAAACCUGCUUCCAAACAAAUGCUAACGAUGCUAAUGCUAAACAAACAAGGGCGUCAAUAGCAUAAAACGAGUUUACUCGACAAAACAAUCCGAUAUUCACUGAACUCCGUAGAUGUCACACGUACAGCUAAUUUAGCAUUAGCCAUACUAGCAUCAUGUGUUCAGAGAAGGAAUGUCGACCAACUCUAACCGAUCGUGUUUAACAGUCGGGGGCGAUCGGUGACGUAUUUUCUACGACUGUACAUCGGAGCAACACGGGCGACCAUGUCGGCUACAAAGUUCAGCGUCGCCGCAUGUUAGCUAUCGAUGUCUUACUUGAUCGUGAAGAGUUCAGAGCGGAACUAGCCUCAAUUUUCUGAGUCUUAAGACGUGAGUGGACUUGAUGACAAAAGACUUGACAAAUUAGCGUGUUAACAUAUUAGCAUGCUAGCACUUUUUAAACAGGAAAUGCAACAACAAGUGCUUUAUGUGAGAUUUAUCAUCAUAAAAUUUUGGUGAAAACGGUUUGAAUUCUAUAUUGUUGAGGUUAGCGUUAGCAUCACGAUGCUACGAUGCUAAGGAUCAUUAGCUUCCCGCUGAGCUAGCUGCUAACAAGCUAGAUUUUUUUUCGCUGCUGCUUGUUUUUAGGUCACAAAAUGUUUGAAUUUGAACAUUGUUUCACAUUUGACAAUAAUCAUAUAAAUAUUGAUGACGCUAAUAAUGGAGGCAUGUGUGAAUUCAGAUGUGAAUACUUUUGUUUUUAUUUAAUUUUUAAGAGUUCAUACAAGUUGAAAGAGGAAGCGGUUUGUUGCACAAGUUCAUGUUCCUUUAAAUAUGAAACAUAUGAACCAUCCACUUUAACAAAGAGGCAUCAAAUAUUCAUAUUACAAAAUAAAUUAUAACACUGCUGCUGUUUUUUUUUUUGGUCACUUAUUCACAAAGAAACAAGAUUCAUUUGAAUAAAACCUUAAGUCGUGUGCCACGAGUCGAGUAUUUGUUAUCACAUUCAUAAUACGAACUACUCUUUGUGUGUUAGGAAACUAGUACGCACAUUUGUACUUUAAACAAUUAUAAAAAUAAGACAAUUUAUUUUUAUUUAAUAGCAUGUUAUUACGCAAGUACAAUAGUACUUGCGUUUUCUGGGUGAAAUACGGAGCUCCUAAAGGGACAUCGACGGAAAUAAAAUAAAUUUAAACCAUCUGGUGCACACCAGAAACAAUUUGUAAGCAUCAGCAUUGUGUAGCAUUUAAGCUAGCGGACUUUUCUAUGCAAAUUAACCAAUUGUUCUUUUGUAAGAUCUUCAUUUAGUAAUUUUAUUAUAUCGUUUUAGACGAAGCUCAGGCGCGCAUCGGACAACAGCAGUUUUGGCGUGCUAAAAAUGAUGAUACAGGAUUUAGUUGAGCUUUACUUUAAUCUUGGACUCAACUAGCGCUCGAGCUUAGCUUUAAAUAAUAUAUAAAUAAUUAAAUAAAUAAAUAAAUAAAGGAGGAUAUUACAAAAGAACAAUUGGCUAACUUGCAUAGCAAAGGUCCGUUAGCUUAAGUACUAUAUAAUGCUAACGUUUAUGAGAUUGUUUCUGGUGCGCAAC